AUGGCUACCCUCGAGUCCAUGGGUGUUCAGGAGGUGGAUGACACACUUGCACACUACAUCGUCGUGCUAGUUAAGAAUAGACAUACGGGUAGACAACUCAACACAGAUCUGACUACGUUUCUGGGUGAAAAUACGGUGAAAUUUACACACUGGCUGUGUGAUCUUCUGAUGAAGGCCGAGGUGGGGGAUGUAGAUGAGGAUGACUUCGCUGCCUUCGCAGAAAAAGAUUCCGCGCUCAAAGACUCUAAGAAAUACGCCAGCACGGGCCAAUCAGAUUCUAAAGCGAUAUCUACUCAAGGACAGACAUAUCCCAAUGCACACUCGCGCUUAGAGGAUUCAACACACGCUGCCGCCAAUCGCACGGUGUCGAGUGCGUCACUGUUUAGUAGUCUGCGUCGACAGUCCGCUCUGAGCAAAGUGGGGUCACGCGUGCUGACUGCCGUGCUGAGCACCGGCGCGGGCGCUGCUUUUCCGUCAGCGAAGAGACCGGCAGCCGAUGACGACAGCACCGCCCACAAGCGCCCUCAUGUGGACACAGACAGUGCCACGGGUGGAAACGCAUUCUCGUCGCACUUUUCUAGCAAAGCAAAUGGCAACACGUAUAGCAGUACGAAUGCGGCGGCGACCCGUGGGGAAAUGAACCCAGAGGAAGCUAUGGCUCUUAGACGCACGGAACAGCAGCUGAACGAGGGCAGGAAAGGUGCUGGGUCGGCAUCUUGUCCGUUCUUUCCAUCGUGCAAACACGGGGACAAGUGCAAGAGGGUACACCCAAAGCCGACAUGUAGGUUUGACGAUAAGUGCACUAAUGACAGCUGUCCGUUCAACCACACCACCGACUUUGCUGAAGGUGGCGGGGGUGGCGCUUAUCACAACUCAGCCAGUUCACAGUACAUCGCAAGAUCCGACCGUAGUAGCCAGGAACCCUUCGGAAACAGCACAAGCAGCGUGAGUGUGAGUAGUGCACCUAAACGCAUGUGUCGCUUUGGUACGAGGUGCAGGCAUGACAAUUGUCCGUUUGAACACACAGUGGACUCGGGUGGGGGGGUCAAAUCAGGCGCAUUGGAGGGCAAUAGAGGGCCUAGUACAGGCCCAGCAAGCGCCGGAUAUGAUCGAGGGUAUGGUAGUAGCAGGGGAAGGGAUAGCGGGGGGUACGAGAGUGGUUUUAAAAGCGGGACAAACCGGUACGGCGAUAGUCUGGGCUCUGGUAGUAUGGUAAGUCUGUCCGAUCGUGUAGGGGGAAGAGGAGUGUGCAGGUUCGACGGCCGGUGUAGGAAGCCAAACUGUCCUUUUCAGCAUUUACAGGAUAACACCAAGACUCGUUCAGUAGGCGGGUUUGGCGGUCAGAGUCAGUAUGCAAACACACAACAGGCCUCGCCGUCCAGGUCGUCGUACAGUGGGAGUGUGGGGGGGGGCGGUAAUGGGCCUAAUAGCUAUGCUUCCGAGGGGGGGAGGGGGGGUGGGUUUGGGCAACGAGAGCGACCGCCGUGCAGGUUCCAGGAUAGGUGUACCAAGCCUAACUGUCCGUUCACACAUGACAGCAGUAGCAGUAGGGGCGCGAUAGGGUCCGAUAUUCGGGGAUCUCGAAAUAGUCGGCCUCGAGCGGAGUGCAAAUUCGGCAGCCGAUGUACCAAGGCCCAGUGCAGUUUCUACCACUCCGAGAAGGAUCAUAUCAGCGAUAGGGUGUUAGUACUUGAAGAAGCCGAUUCGUGAGAUAACUACAGAUAUAUAAAAGAGCUAACAAGCUGCGAGAUGUAGACUGACUGCGAGGGAAUUUGAUUAUGUGCAGGUGUAGUCCAUGCCACUCGGGAAGGAAUUAUACCAACCAUGGAGUGUUGAAACUCGAGGAAGACCGCUCAAAAAUCAUCUUCGUAUGAAUUGGCAGUAAGGAUGACCAUAAAUUGAUCACACAGAAAGAAAACCUUCCAUGAGAGGUUAGAAUAUAGCAAAAGGGGGA
Molecule: messenger RNA, 1954 nt
Organism: Sphaeroforma arctica JP610
Lineage: Eukaryota; Ichthyosporea; Ichthyophonida
Exons: 6
Coding region: 1-1710 (569 amino acids)
Biological process (GO): regulation of mRNA stability; mRNA processing
Cellular component (GO): cytoplasm; nucleus
Molecular function (GO): poly(A) binding; metal ion binding
Source: RefSeq, a predicted model, not a curated record